ACUGGACGCAGAUGAGGACAUCUUUGAGGAUGCCUUGGAGACCAUCUCUAUAUCUCCCUCGGACAUGGCAACAAGCAGCUUUCCCUUUGUACCAUGUGACACCAAACGGGCAUCCAGACAGCUUGGAGCAUCUGCUGUGGGCAGUUCAUCAGCCAAGGUGGAUCUCAAGAGUGGUCUGGAAGAGUGUGCAGAGGCAUUGAAUUUAUUUCUAAGUAACAAAUUUAAAGAUGCCUUGGAAUUGCUUCGGCCAUGGGCCAAGGAGAGCAUGUACCACGCCUUGGGAUACAGUACCAUUGUGGUGUUGCAGGCUAUCAUGACCUUUGAGCAACAGGACAUCCAAAAUGGCAUUUCUGCCAUGAAGGACGCCUUGCAAACCUGCCAAAAAUACAGGAAGAAAUGCACAGUUGUAGAGUCUUUCUCAAGUCUCCUUUCUCGGGGGUCCCUGGAGCAACUGAGUGAAGAGGAAAUGCAUGCCGAAAUCUGUUAUGCCGAGUGUCUCCUACAGAAAGCAGCACUCACAUUUGUGCAGGAUGAAAAUAUGAUCAACUUCAUCAAAGGUGGACUCAAAAUUAGAACAAGUUACCAAAUAUAUAAAGAGUGCCUUUCUAUUCUGCACGUAAUUCAAAAAAACAAACAUGAGCAGCACUUCUUCUAUGAGUUUGAAGGAGGUGUCAAGCUUGGAACAGGAGCCUUUAAUUUGAUGCUGUCCCUUUUACCAGCAAGAAUUAUCAGAUUGCUAGAAUUUAUUGGAUUUUCUGGAAACAGGGACCUGGGCCUUCUGCAGCUACGGGAAGGUGCGUCAGGAAGCAGCAUGCGGUCCCCACUCUGUUGCCUUACCAUCCUAGCUUUUCAUACCUACAUCUCCCUGAUUCUUGGUACAGGAGAAGUGAAUGUUGUGGAAGCAGAGAGUCUCCUUGCACCCUUCCUUCAACAGUUCCCAAAUGGCUCACUCAUACUGUUCUACCAUGCCCGAAUCGAGCUGCUGAAAGGCAACGUUGAAAAGGCUCAAGAAACGUUUCGAAAAUGCAUUGCAGUUCAAGAAGAGUGGAAACAGUUUCACCAUCUCUGUUACUGGGAAUUAAUGUGGAUUUUUAUAUAUCAACAAAAUUGGAUGCAGGCGUAUUAUUAUUCAGACCUACUUUGCAAAGAGAGUAAAUGGUCCAAGGCAACCUAUGUGUUCUUGAAAGCUGCCAUUCUGAGCAUGCUUCCAGAGGAGGAUGUGGCAACGACUAAUGAGAAUGUGGUGGCUCUGUUCAGACAGGUAGAUGGCUUAAAGCAGAGGAUCGCAGGGAAAUCUCUCCCAACUGAGAAGUUCGCUGUGAGGAAGGCACGUCGGUACUCACCAUCCUCAGGUGCCCCGGGGAAGCUCGUCUUGCCAGCUCUGGAAAUGAUGUACGUCUGGAAUGGCUUUUCAAUAGUGGCCCAAAGAAAGGACCUUUCUGAAAGUCUCUUGGUGACUGUGGAGAAAGCUGAGGCAGCUUUGCAAAAUCAGAACUUUGCUGACUCUGUGGAUGAUGAGUGCUUGGUGAAAUUACUGAAAGGAUGCUGCCUCAAGAACUUACAGCGGCCCUUGCAAGCUGAGCUGUGUUUCAACCACAUUUUAGAAAGUGAAAAGCUACUGAAGUAUGACCAUUAUCUGGUGCCAUUCACUCUGUUUGAGUUGGCAUUUUUGUAUAAAAGCCAAGGGGAAAUUGACAAGGCCAUAAAGGCCCUAGAAACUGCAAGAAACAACUACAAAGAUUACUCCUUGGAGUCUAGACUACACUUCAGAAUUCAAGCAGCCCUUCAUCUCUGGAAAAAGCCAUCUUCAGACUGACUGGAAUGUACAGGAUGGAAUCCUCCCAAACAACAUGGACUCUUGCUAUGGAGAUCAGUCCUGGCCAAGGUGGAAGCAUGAGGGAAACUAUUGUCAGGCACUUCCUGUCUCCUGAGUGGCUUACUGUUGGUCUACAUACUUUCCCCUAUGGAAUGACAUCCAAUAUUGUAUAGAAAUUCUUAUACUCUGCCUUUAAAAAGAAUUUCACAUUAGAUUUCAAUUGAGGGGUGAAGUCUUUUUAAAAGACUGACAGGUACAAUAAAGUCUAGUUAGAUUAUUUAUUUUUUUAAUGUGAAAAUUAAUAUUGUUCAAGUAGCAAAUGGCUUUAUAAGCUAAGCCAUUUUUAGAUUGGCUUGUCCUUUAAACUUCAGAGAUAUUUUAUUGCUUAGUAUUUAAAUCAGAGCAGAAAUAAAUAUCACAUCUAAAAUAAUAUAGCAGUGGGUUUCUGAAGUUCUGGAAGAGAGAAGCAGAGGGCCCGAGGGGUGACAUAUUCCUAGGCUGAAGGGCCUGCGUCUCUACAGGGUGAUGCAGUUGUCAGCUCUCGGGUUUCCACUGUCUCAGUGGUUGAAAUGAAAGUUUUUCAGAACGAUCCUGUUUUUGAAUGUACUCAUAUCUGAUUCAGUAAUAGCACUCAACCAUACAGACACAUUUCUUAUGUAUCUAUGGGUAAAAAAAGCUGUAUUUUAGAAUUCUCUAACCUUAGUGCUGAGCCUGAAAUAUAGGCUAUGACUGCUUUUCUUAUAGUAAGGAAAAGUCCCUGUUGCUUUAAGUGGUAUGUAAAACAUCACUCAUUUUUACACUUAGGAUGUGGCUGGCCCAGUGCUAAUGUAUUUUUGUUUUUGUUUUUGAUUUUUAACAUCUGGGCUAUGUUUUGGUUCUCUGAGUAGGAACCAGAACUAGAGCAUGGAGCUGGAUGAGCCAGGCUCUGCUACUGGUGAGCAGAUGACUUUUCUGGAGUUCCCAUAUCUGUUAAUCACUGUGUCUUUCUCAUUUGUGAACUAGAAAAAGAACAGGUGACAUUAAUGGUCUCUUUGAGUUUUAGAACCGUGAAUCUGUUGUGUAUUAGGUAUUUUCAACAGUGUUUAGCAUUUAUCUACACUCUUCCCAUUUAGAAUGUUUUGUAGUGUUUUUUUUCAACCCACCUCCCCCUCCACCCAAUCCACUGCCUAUGGUCGGUGUUACAGCUAAGGUCCAGAUUCCAUCCAGUGAGGAAAAACAGUUCAUGAGUCCAUGAAUCUGGGAUUUUGUCCCAUUUACUUGUCUAGGUGACAUUGGUUCCACCUUUACCAGACAGAGCCCAGGUUUGUAGUUAGGAGUCUCUCUCGGUUGGUGAAUACUUAACAACACAAAACAAAUAACUUACCCUUUCUAGGACUUGGGUUUUCCAGUGGGAAUAACAAGGUAGCACUCCUUGCUCUGAGGCCUCAGUUAGAUGGUACAUUCGGUAGUUUUCUGUACCCUGGGGAGGCUUUAUACAUAUGUGUGAUUCUGAUAAUUAUGGCUCUGUGCAUGGAUUACAGUACCUAUAAAGAAGUAUCUGCUGCAUAUUUGGUCUCUGCUAUAAAAUGAAAUGAAUGUGGGCAUUCAGAAGCCUUUCAGUUCAUGCAUUUAGCACUGACAGUAGCUUACAUUAUGGAGUUGUUCCUCUGUCCCCUACUUCAGUCCCCAUGCUCAGCAGGCAUUGGUAUUGGGUUACUUAAGGUACCAUUUCUUGAUCAACAUCGAGGAAAUAUUUAUUGAAAGAGCUGAUUAAUGCACUUUGAGUCAGAGGACCAUCCCUGACUCAAUAACUUGGGGGCAGAUAUCAUUAUAUCACAUUAAUAUGAAUUAUACAACUAGCUACAGAUGGAAGGGGAAACACAUUGUAAUGCUACUAUAGAAAUAUGUUCAAUAAUUAUAUAUAAAACUUGGAAGAAAAGUGUAUAAAUUCUUUAGAAGAGCUUUGAUAACAUUAUUUUAAAAGCAUAUAAAGUCAUUAAAGACUAUAGCUGGGUGUGGUAGCACAUUCCUUUACUUAAUCCCAGCACUUGGGAGGCAGGGGUAGGUAGAACUCUGAGUUUGAGGCCAUCCAGGUCUACAUAGCGAGUUUCAGGCCAGCCAGAGCUACAUAGUUAAACCAUGUCUCCAAAAAGAAAAAUAAACAAAAAGAAUAUUACCCAUAUUUUGUGAGAAACCGGCAGAGCUCAUGGUCUGUAACAAUAAAUUCCCAUUUUGGUAUAAAAUAAGAAAAAUUAAGCUUAAAAAUGACCAUGUUAGGGGCUGUAGAGGUGGCUCAGCAGUUAAGAGCACUUCCUGCUUUUCUAGAGGACCAGCACUUGUUUCCCUGCACCCAUGUCAGGCAGUUCUCAACUGUGUGUAACUUCAGAAGACCCAACACCCCCUGCUGGCCUCCGUAGGCACUUGAACAAACAUGGCAUAUGUUCACAUAGAAGAAACACACACAUACACUUAAGUAGAUAAUCAUUUUUAAAUGACGACUUUUACAUUAUCAAACAAGUUCACCUGUGCCAUUUUUUUUUGUUUUGUGGUUUUCUUGUUUUUAUUACUCAUAUGCUCUUUGGCAGUUAGCAGUGUGGACCAUCUAUCUAGUGGCUUUAUAAAUGCUGCAAUAGAAUUAAUGCCACAGACAUUUAUCCAUUUCCUGUCAUGUUCAAGAUACUGUACCAGCACCAAUUUCUUAGGAUGUUUGUAAGGGUCAUCUUUCAAAAUGUGUCUUUUGAUUUAGGACGUUUUGUGGAGAGCAAGUGCCCAAGACACAACAAUUUAUCUAAUUGUCUUUUUGAGAGGCACAAGUAGUGGGUUAGGUUUCCAGUUCGUCUAAUGACAGUUUGUAUAGCAAAAUUACCUCUGUUUAUUUUUAAAUAGCGAGUCAGUGUUCUGAUUGGUGCUUUGUAAGUAUAAAGGAUGUGUUUCAGAGCUGUGGUGAGUAGGAAAACCUGGAAGGUUAACUACACCAACUCCUGUGUAUGUUUGAACGCUUGCUCUUCCUGCAUAUAAGACACAUUCCCAAGUUACAGAACAGACAGUGGCUUUCCAUCUGUCUUGAGGACAGGGGAAGACAGUGGGUAUGAGCUACAGGGAGAUAAAUUCUAGAUUCCUAGGUGUGAAGGGCAAUCUGUAGCCCUUAGAGCAAUCCAAUGGUCCAACCAGCUCCUUGGAGAGCAGUACUGGGUGACUGUCAUUCCUCCCUGGUCUGAGUGCCUGGGUUAAUUGAGUUGGAGGUUAGGUUAUUCUUCAAUUUUUUGAUCAGGGCUUAAAACCUGUGGUGUGGAAGGGUGAAAAGUGAGUGCCUCCUCUUGAAAUAGAAGUGCGUGUUCUUUUGUCAGUCAUUCUAUUGUGAUGGACACAUCUGAUUGUGUAUCAUCUCCAUCCCUGUGAAGUCUAUCGAUCUUCUUGAGUAGAGUCCCAUUCCCUGGACAAUAAGAGUAACAAGGACCAAGUGGAAAAAUUAAUUCUGGAAUUAUUCUGGUUAAUUCUCUAGACAUUUCAUUUUUUCUAUUUCUUUCUAAUCCCUUUGUUUCUCUGUAUUCCUGAGUCACCGAUUAUGGUGCAUUUGGUUGAGUUUAGUUAAUGCAGUUUCCGGCGAUUGGAAUCCUAAACGUUUGUAAUUCAUCAGGUCUGGAUCUUAGAAAAUUAUUUUGUCCUUUUCACCCUUUGAACGUAUUCUUCUUCUGCUCUCCUCUGUCAGGUGUACUAGCCACUUGUCAGCUGUGGCUGCUCCACUUCUGAAAUGGCCAUGGGCGGUGGGACCUUCUUUCUUGCCUGCAGCAGUUCCCAGAGGCUCCCUGGGUUCUUGCCCCCUGGCAUUCUGGCAUUUGAUUGCUCUCUGCUGUGACUGCCCGUUCCUCAUCUGUUGUAUCAUCUUGUUUCAAAUCUCUCUCAGUGGUUUACUUUUUCUGUUUAAGUGCCCUUAACAGAUGAAGGUUGGUCUCACCCGCCUCAUGCCCCUGUGAACUCCUGUGUGCCCAUCUAAAAGUCCUUAUUUUUAAGAUUGCUAGGUUAGUCUUAUUUUAUAAACUAUCUUUGCAUGUGACAAUAGUUAGGUAGAUUUCAGGAAUAGGAUAAUUUCUGAAAAAUUUAGUGAACCCUUUGUGAUACUUUUACAUUAUCAACAUGCUAACAUUGACCCUCGUAGCUAGUCCAAUAUACUACUUAAAAAUUGUUAGGCACAAUUUAUCCACUUAAGGAAUAAAAUGGAAGAUGAUUUAUCUAAAUUUAAAUAUUUUAUGCCUUCCAGUUGCCUUUUGUGAGUAUUAUGAGUGUGUGUAUAUUAUGAUAUACAAAAAUAUAAAUUUUGAUCUCUUUAAGCACCUCUUUAUUAGAUACAGUGAUAGAGCUAAUGUAUCAGUAGACUGGUCUAUAGAUAAGUUAGACUGGUCUAUAGAUGAGUAAUAGAAAACAGUCCAUAUUGGCAAAUUCUUCAUGCCCUUUAAAGAGUGGAAGGAUUUCUCUAAAUAGUUCUCCCACAGCCCAAUUAUUUGCAUAUUUUUCUGUAUGUAUUAUAUUUCUAGAAUCCUCCCUCCCUAGUUCAUAUUUUGGUCUAUUGUACAUUUGCUGUUAGCUUUUAUUAGAAUGUUGAACUUGAAAUGUGAUGUAAAGGGCCCAUCAGACUCUAUCAUCAAGGAAGCUGGGGUUCGUGUUGAGUGGCUACAUCUGAUCUGGACAGACGUUCAUAUGUGGGAACAUAUUUAAGUCCAUUCCAGUCCAUUUACUCCAUUACUUCAGAAAGAAGUGACAGAGGAACUAUCUUGUAUUGAGAUGGCUGAGCAGGUUCUCAGCCUGAACCAUUCAGAGGAUAUAUAGAAUAAGAAGACUAAGCCCUGUGCCCUCCUGUGUGUAGUACAUAGUAACAUGUGUUCAUCACAGUUACACUGCAACAGAGAGGUGUGCAAAGAUCAAAGCAGAUGCCUCAUUGUGUUUAAAUAAUAAAGACUUUUGUACAUGCCUGCAGCUUGAAUUUUAUUUUGCUUUAUUUUAUUAUUUUUGUGGUGCUAGAAAUGGAACCCCGAGGGCUGGUGUAUGUCUUGUAAGUGCUCCACAACUGAGCCACAUCCUCAGCCCCAGGUGGAAUAUCCAAUAGGAAAAAUCAAGGUACAGUAGUAACAGACUAUAGUAAAGACAUAGUGUACCUUGUAUGCUAACUCAGUAGUUCUUAGACUGUAUAGCUAAAGGAUGAACUUAGGACAUGUGCAUAUUACAUUGUAUGCAUCUUAACUUUUUUUUACUGCACCUUAACUUUUUUUUAUUGCACCUUAACUCCCCCCCCCUUAGGGCUGAAUUAAAAGUCUUAUUUAUUUGGGUACCAAAAGAAAAUAGAAAGAAAUUGUUUUCAGUGAAACAGAACUGGUAAUGAGAGUACCUGAACACAUUAAAGAAUAUUACUUGCAUUUAAUUUUGAAGGAAUUGCAUCAUUUUGAGCUUGAAGUAUACUCAGUUUGAAGAUGUGAUAUAUUCUGCUUGAGGAAUUAUACAGACUUCUAACUAUAGUCUUGUCUUUAAUAGAGUAGAAUGCCCAGGCCGCAAUUUUGGAGCUAAUAAAUGCAUAUAAAUAAGUCUUCACAAGUUCCCUUAUUUACUUCCUUCCUUCCUUCCUUCCUUCCUUCCUUCCUUCCUUCCUUCCUUCCUUCCUUCCUUCCUUCCUUCCCCACAGUAGACAGUUACAUGCUUUCUGUAUGGCUCUCCUCUUGCCCACUCCUGUCCCAGGGCAUAAACCAAGGGUACUGGCACACUGCUAAGUAAGCACUGGACCACUGAGCACUCAGCCUAGGUGAUUUAUUUUUAAGGAAGUAAUUUGAGAGAGAUUGUGGUAAACAUUUUAAAUCUCAGGCUUUUGGUUCUAUUUAAUGAUGUAAGAAAAUAGCACUGUUGGGUCCAGAUUACCCAAGAUUUACAGAGACAGACACGUGCUGUAUAGGAAGGCAGUUAACAGUUAACAGUGUGCUGCACUCAGUUACCAUAUCAUGGGGGAUUCUAGAGCUAAGUGUUUAUUUUUUUCUGUCAGCUUCUGAACACCUGAAUGAAUAUUAACUGUCUCUUUAUAGAUUACUAUUUUAAAAUAUUUAUUGCAGAUGUUCAUAGAAUACUUAAUUUUUGAUGCAAGUUAUAUACAAAGGCAUAUAUAUUUAAUAAUUGAGAUGUAUUAUUUUAUUGUACAACUUAUUUCCAAAGCCAGUUUACUUUGUAGGUGUUUGUCUUUUGAGAAUUUUUUUUUUUCUUUUUACUUUUUACUCAAAAAGUAAACCUGUCUUCUCUCUGGCUUGUAAGAGGCCUUCAUGGUAACAUUUGCCUUUCACUUAUUUUUGGAUUAAGCAAAAUAAAGGCAACUGUAAACUAAUUUGGAGUUUUCAGUUGAAUCAGUCAGGCUCCCAUUUGUAUUUAGGAUUCAGUGUCAUGCUGCUCAGACUUGGAGGUGUCUUGUCCUGGCCUCCUUUCCCCAUGUUACUUGAGCAUGGCCUGUAGUUUAUUUUCAGCAGUCAGUCUUACAGAGGAAAACCAUUGUAGAACUUGAAGAGGUUAGGACUCUUUGUAAAGUGAAUGUGUUAUCAACAUCCAUCUGCUAAUCAAUGGGUUUUAGGUUCAGGUCCUAGAGAGGGAAAGAGACCAUUUAGAAAGUUUUCCAUUAGUCAAGGAGGAGGAAGAAGAAAAGUGUGAACUAUAGUUUUCAUGUGUUCCCAUGACUUUGUAUGCUGAUUUUGUGUCAAUGGUAUCAUCUGUGAUGUGUAGUGAAUGUAGAUAAAGAUUUAAAUUUUCAACAUGAAGACAACAGUUCCUGUUUCUAUUUUUACACUUUAGACAGUUUUGAAAACAGAUGUCAUAUUAGAAAUUGUAUUUUUAAGUGCAAAUAAAUCAAUUUGAAAGUCAGUGUUUCCUUUUCCCUCCUUUGUAUCUUAUAGAAGACUCUGUGUUAUUAGAUACAUAUUUGAGUUGCCAGAUUGUUUUCAGAAUUCUAUAUUUUCAUAUUGCUAUAACCAGGUUACCUACAAUGUGCAAUUGAUUUGUUAUUUAAAUAAAUGACACUUGAUGGAAUUACA
Cricetulus griseus (Chinese hamster) is the source of this 8847-nucleotide messenger RNA. The record is from RefSeq and is a predicted model, not a curated record. NCBI's taxonomy places the organism in Eukaryota, Metazoa, Chordata, Mammalia, Rodentia, Cricetidae.